Moneuplotes crassus is the source of this 2866-nucleotide messenger RNA. NCBI's taxonomy places the organism in Eukaryota, Ciliophora, Spirotrichea, Euplotida, Euplotidae. The record is from the annotation of a GenBank genome assembly.
AUUCAAAUGAGGAAAAACGAAAUGAAACUCACGCUCAAUGAAGAUUCUAUCAGUAGUAAAGAAAGUGAAGAGCAAGAGUUAUCCCAAGAAAACGGUGAAUCAGAAGAGUCAAACAAAACUGAUAAGGAGAGGUAUGACAAAGUGUCCAUCCUCUGUCCCUUUGUGACAGAGGAGAUGUUCGCUAGUCUAUUGAGCCUCUCUAAGAUCCAUCCAUUCGAUAACCCGCAUAUCAUCGACCAUAUGAUUAAUGAGCCUGAGUCAUGGGUUAACUUCUACGAGAAGUGCGGUGGAGGAAACGUUGACCUCCCUGGCCCUUACAUUAGCAUGGAUGUAGAAGUGGAGCAACUGAAAAGGGAUGAAGAAAUUCGAAUACAACAACAAGAGAAAGAAGAAGAGGUCAAAGAAAUCAAGGAAGAACAAGACCUAGAUUCCAUUUUCAAUGCUGAUGAUGACUCUGGAGAUGACAAGAUCUUUGCAGAAGAAGAUGACAGUGAUGACCAGGAAGAAGAGCUCAAUAUGUCAGCAGCGGAUGAUAAGAGAAUUAAGAGGAAAGAUACAAAGGAUUUCAAACCAGAUUCACUACUUCAAGGGCUUGAUGAUUAUACUGAGUUUAAAUAUGGAAGUAUUCGAUUUCAGAAGGAACAGGUUGUCAAAAAGCAACAAGUUUUCAAAUACCUCUUGAGGCUCUGUGUUGUCAGAUGACUCAGACCUGAUAAGGUUGUUCCUGAAAUUAUGAGAUUUUGUGGAAAUGUACUAGAUCCACGCUUUAACUCUCCUCCAGAGCAUAAUUUACUAAAAUUUUAUUAUGAAACUGAGUGAACAAAACCUAUUUUGUUCAUUUUAAGUUCAAAUGUGAACACUUUGAAUGAGCUACAAAUUAUCAAGGCCAAGCUAAAUAUAAAUGUUAGGAUAAGAUAUCUUCCCCUUGGCAACACAAUUGAUGAUAAGGUCAAAGACUUAAUACUAGACGGAACGAAGAAUGGUGAUUGGAUUUUACUUGAAAAUCUCCACUUAGUGACAGAUUGGCUCUUACUAUUAGAGAAAUUAAUCCAACAGCUGGAUAAGGACAAGGUUCAUCAGAAUUUUAGGCUCUGGAUGUCUUCAAUUCCAGUUAAUUAUUUCCCAGUCUCUUUUCUCCAGAAUUGUCAGAAGAUUACGCUUCAGCCUGCUAAAGGAAUCAAGCAGAAUGCAAUCAAACUGCUAAAUUCAGUGCCUGACAAUGUUCUUGAAGUGUGCAAGAAAAAUCAAGACUCAUAUAAAAAGCUACUGUUCUCACUCUGAGUUUUCCAUGCCACAGCAAUCGAAAGGAAGAAAUUUGGACCUAUAGGGUGGAACAGACCUUAUGAAUUUGCUGAUACUGAUUUCUUCAUCUCAUUGUCUCAGCUCCAGACUUGCAUAAGCUCUUACGAUGAGAUUCCUUUCGGCCUAGCUCAAUAUCUCAUAGGAAAGCUAAACUACGGUGGGAGAAUCACUUUCGAUCAGGAUGAGGAUGCCUUCAUGGCUCUAUUAGGCAGCUUCAUUGGCCCACAUGUGAUUGAAAAAGACUUUAAAAAGAUCUCGAAUAAUACUUAUUACCCAAUCCCAGAUCAGUACUCCCUGACUCACUAUAAGAGCUACUUAAGGAAGUACCCUGAUGUUGAUCGGCCUGAUAUUUUUGGACUUGACGAAAACGCGACGAUUAUAAAAUCUCAGACCGAAGCAAAGACUUUACUUGAAAAAGUCUAUGAACUUGAAUUCGCCAGCAAGAACCUCAUCAAGGACAACAAGGAAGAAGAAAACGAUGAUAUCAUUGUCUCUAAAUACACUGCAAUUAAAGACAAAAUGCAUAAGAUUAUCACAGAAUUGCCUGAACUUCUUGAUGAAGAACAGUGUAGAAAGAAGUUUCCUAUUUCAUAUCAGGAAUGUCUUAACACUUUGCUAUUAAAGGAGGCUCAAAGAUACAACCUGCUUCUGCAGGUCAUCUAUGUAUCUCUCAAAAAUACUCUUAAGGCUUUAGAGGGGAUAGCUCAUAUUAACGAUAUCCUCGAUUCAAUCUACAGCGAUAUUACCUACGGGAAAGUACCAUCAAGUUGGCUAAAGUACUGAUACCCCACUUUUGACUCACUCUCAACCUUCUUAUCUAACCUCCAAGACAGGAUCUCGUUUUACAAAGGAUGGAUCGAUUGGGGGCAUCCACAAAACUUCUGGCUGCCAGGGUUGUUUGACCAGAAGAGCUUCAUCACAACAUUGCUGCAGCAAAAAGCGAGGAAGGAUAACAUUUAUUUCUCCACUCUGGCUCUUGAGUUUACUCCGUUGGAGCUGAAUGCCAAUAUUCCUGAUCCUCCUAAGCCGAAGAUAAAUAAUGAGAAAGAGAAAGAAAUCGCUAAGCCAAUGAGGCAGAUGGAUGAGGAGGACUCAGCCUCAGAUCUCAGCUCAAGCUCUAUCCUUUCCAAGAACCAGUCAUCCAAACUCUCCAAAAUCGAAGAGGAGAGAGACGAUUCUGAUGAAGACGGCGAAGGAAAUGACAAACAAAAAGAGCUCUAUAUCCAUGGACUCUAUAUUGAAUGUGCUCAAUGGGAUUAUGAUGAUGAGUGCAUCAUUGAAGCUAAGUCUAGAAUCCUGAACUAUAUCAUGCCUGCUUUUAGCAUUAAGGUCAUAACUAAGGAUGAGUAUGCGAAGAAAUAUAAGAAUGAUAAGUACUUCGAAACUCCCUUGUUCAAAAUCUCCCUCAGAGAGGCAAUCAAUCUUGAUGGCGAGUGCUUUGUGAUGUAUGUACCUUUGAAAAUCAGUGAAGGCACUGAUCCUUCUUUUUGGCUCAAAAGAUCAACAGCAUUAUUCUGCCAAAUGAAUAUGUAAUGAAUUGAAUAAAUUGCUUCAAUUUGAAAUA